GGAUGCAAGAGACAUUGAGAUUCCUAACAUAAGAUGGGAGAUUUUUGAAUUAAUGAUGAGGUUCAUAUACACAGGAUCAGUCGAGGUUACCAACAUGGUGGCACAAGACCUCCUAAGAGCUGCCGAUCAGUAUCUUCUGGAGGGCCUCAAACGCCUGUGUGAAUAUAGCAUUGCACAGGAUAUUAGCAUCGACAACAUCUCCAGCAUGUAUGAAUUAUCUGAGGCAUUCAACGCAAUGUCCUUGAGGCAAAAUUGUAUCUUGUUUAUUUUGGAGCAAUUCGAUAAACUAAGCAUCGUACCUGGGUAUUGUCAUCUCAUCCAACGAAUCAUCCCUGACAUCCGCAGCUACUUUGAUAAAGCUUUGAAGCCUAAUCCGAGCAUCACUCAAUCCUAACUAUUCUUUCUUGACGCUGUGUAGGGUAACUUGUGCUGAUAGGGACUGUACAGUUUGAGCCUAUUUGCACCAUUGUUUUUUGUUCUUAGGGAGGGUGAGUUUGAGGGAAGAACAUGCUGUCUGCAUCGUCUUUUUUUGUUUGGUAGAAAUGAUUAGGAACGGGAUCCCAGCUAAUUACGCCUCCUGCAAUUUACAAUCAUCUAAUCUAAAAAUGGGCUAACUUGUAUUUGUAGAA
Zingiber officinale is the source of this 629-nucleotide messenger RNA. RefSeq names its product ARM REPEAT PROTEIN INTERACTING WITH ABF2-like. The coding region runs from base 53 to 394 and encodes 113 amino acids. The transcript has 4 exons. The record is from RefSeq and is a predicted model, not a curated record. Gene Ontology annotation, molecular function: protein binding. NCBI's taxonomy places the organism in Eukaryota, Viridiplantae, Streptophyta, Magnoliopsida, Zingiberales, Zingiberaceae.